Messenger RNA from Mytilinidion resinicola, 1260 nucleotides. Its product is annotated as S-adenosyl-L-methionine-dependent methyltransferase. The annotation marks the transcript as partial. Gene Ontology annotation, molecular function: O-methyltransferase activity. Lineage: Eukaryota; Fungi; Ascomycota; Dothideomycetes; Mytilinidiales; Mytilinidiaceae. The record is from RefSeq and is a predicted model, not a curated record. The transcript is spliced from 4 exons.
GUCUCCAAGGCCCCUGAUGGGAACCUGCUCGCCCUUGCCGACGACGUGGUCAGGCACACACAGGCUGUCGCAGAGUACCUGCGGGCGAACAACUAUGCCCAGCCUACAUUUGCGCCGGACUCAAUUGACCGUCCCGAGACGCCCGAGUACGCAAAGCUCCACAGCAGGCUGAAGCAGUCCCUGGAAAACCUCCAGUACCUCGUCGAGGGCCCCAAGAGGCACUUCCGCGCUCUUAGCUGCCAAGGAUACGAACUUGCAGCCAUCCAAGUGGCCCUCGACUUCAACUUCUUCACCAUUGUCCCCACAGAGGGGCACAUCUCGCUGACAGAGCUAGCCAAGCAGGCUGGCGUCGACCUCGACAGGACCAGCCGCAUCGUCCGUCUCUUAGCCACCGAAUUCAUCUUCCGCGAGCCCACGCCCGGAUACGUUGCACACAGCCCCAGCUCGUACCUCCUGCAUGUAGACGAGGAGAUCCGUUCGACGCUCCAUUACACAGUCGAUGAGAUGCUUCAGGCGGCCUCGUCUACGGCCGACAAUGUGAGGGCGUCGCCGCACGAGUAUGACAGCGCUCUCACCCCGUUCGUGACGCGGCAUGGCCUUCCCAUCUUCGAAUACUACGAGAACGACACCCAACGAUCGAUUCGUUUCGCUAAGGCCAUGGCUGGAUGGGCGAAAUUAAAUUUGAAUAUCAAUGCACUCAAAGACUCCUUCCCCUGGGCGGAUCUCAAGGGCACUGUGGUGGACGUUGGCGGCGGCAGUGGCAAGGUCUCCAUAACUUUGGCCCAGCACUUUCCCGCUCUUGACUUCAUAGUGCAAGACUCGGCCGACAUGCACGUAGCGGGCCAGUCGCUGCUCACCGACGACAUCCGCGGCCGCGUCUCCUUCAUGCAGCACAGCUUCUUCGAGCCACAGCCGGUGGGCGAUGCUGCCGCCUUCAUUCUGCGCGCAUGCGCGCUCAACUGGUGCGAUCGCGACGUCGUCACUAUGUUGCGUGCUCUGGUGCCGGGGCUCGAACGCUCCAAGCCCACCACGCCGCUGCUCAUCAACGACCUCGUCGUGCCGGUGCAGGGCACACUGACGCGCGACUUUGAGCGCGGCCUCCGCCAGAUUGACCUCAUCAUGCUAGUGGGCUUCGGCGGCAAGCUGCGCACUGAGGCGGAGUUUGGCGCCCUUCUAAAGCAGGCAGACGAGAGAUACGAAAUCCGCGGCUACCGCCCUGAGGGUCUCAUGGGCUUGAUAGAGGUCUACCUGCGGCGCUAA